Molecule: messenger RNA, 1491 nt
Organism: Penicillium atrosanguineum
Lineage: Eukaryota; Fungi; Ascomycota; Eurotiomycetes; Eurotiales; Aspergillaceae
Gene: clrD
Exons: 3
Coding region: 1-1491 (496 amino acids)
Cellular component (GO): nucleus
Molecular function (GO): protein binding; histone methyltransferase activity; zinc ion binding
Source: RefSeq, a predicted model, not a curated record
AUGACCAUGGCCGCUCGUUUCGGUCUAGAUGGGGCCCACGAGCACCGUCCGGCGCCGGUCUUCUAUGACCUUACCGGCAACUCGGACUCAGAGACAGAGACUCUGCCAAAAUUCUCACCUAUCAAAGAGGAUGCCUCACUAGUGGCGACUUUACCACGUCGCUCAUCUUCAACACUCCGACUACCGCAAAAGCGGAUGAUCGAUGAUAUUUCUUCCAAGGACAUUUCGCCUUCUCCUCAAUCAACCCAACAUCAAUUGCCCGAUCAUCAAAACAAUCAGUCUCUUCCGACACUCCAGCCACCGAGCAGGUUCAAGACUCCCAGCCCCGCCCCGCGGGCCAACGUUGAAGUGGUCAUCCCGUCGCCGUCUCCGCGACAGCAGAAGCUAAUUAAGACGCUGAAACCGGCCGAGUCUCCUCACGAUGGCUUCUGGGAUCGCCGGUUCCCGACCGACGCCGAAGAGCGUGAAAAGGCAGCCUUGCGGGCGUACCCUCAAGCGCGCAGGGUAGAUCGAAGCAUCAUCUCAUUUGCUCUAGCGCCUAGGCAUAUGCCCCAUACUUCUAUCACCCCUGCGCAGGCGUUGCGCUAUGAACUUAACCAAAAGCUGAAGCGCAUCAGUGGACCACAAGUAUCGUUUGAUAUGGACGACGAGAAAGUUGCGAUGCUAUCCGCCAACUUCGGUUUUUUGAAUGAGUACAAAUUGCAAGACGGCAUUACUCGUGCGGACCCGGCAUUCAACGCAGGAUGCACCUGUAAUGGUCCUUGCGAUCCCGAGUCGUGCGACUGCGUCGAAAUGGAAGAGGAAGAGGACAAGCCGAUCUUGACAUAUAGACGUGUCCAUGACAAAGUCGUUCUUGGGUCGGAAUUCCUCAAGAGGAAACGCCACCCUCGGAUCUUAGAGUGCAACGAAGCCUGUGGAUGCCAGGGCAAAUGCUGGAACACUGUCGUCCAGCGAGGGCGAAAAAUCAGACUUCAAAUCUUUGACACCGGGGGUCGUGGACUCGGUCUUCGAUCUCCAGACCCGAUUGUCGCCGGUCAAUUCAUUGAUAUCUACCUCGGAGAGGUAAUCAGUAAGAAAGAAGCCGACGCCCGCGAGAACACGGAUGAAAAAAAUCAAUCGUACCUAUUUACUCUCGACCACAACCGAAACGACGGCGCUGUGAUCGCAGAGUACGGCGAAGACUAUGAUGACUUCUACGUGGUGGAUGGUCAAAAAUUCGGCUCUCCCACAAGGUUUAUGAACCAUUCUUGCAACCCUAAUUGCAUAAUCGCCCCCGUCUACACCACGAAUCACGCCGAUCACCUCGUCUAUUACCUCGCUUUCUUCGCUCUCCGCAACAUUCAGCCGAAGACCGAGCUAACAUUUGACUACAACCCAAAUUGGGACGGUAAGAACAAGAUCGAUCCCAACGCUGUCCAAUGUCUUUGCGGGGAGCACAACUGCCGCGGCCAGCUAUGGCCUAAUGCACGCAAAAAGGGCCUAAAGAUCUAA